AUGGCAUCAUGCACGUCGCUUUCUUCCUUUUCUCCCCAGCAAAAUCCCACCCAAGUCGACCUGAUCCCGCAGGAGCUAAGAAGGGAUGCGGUGGUGGGCACUGGAGAGAAGCCGCACACCGAUAAGAGCAAAAAUAUCAAUUUUAGGGUGGUCUCUCCAAGUCCGGCUUUGUUUGAGUCAGCGAGGGGAGCCCGAGGAGGCCGAGGUCUACGGUUCUGGGAAAGGAGGGUUCUUCUGGAUUCUUUGGGAUAUGGAGAGGCAGGCUCCGGCCCCAAGAAACGACGACGGCAGUUCCGCCUCUUGAGGCUUCACUCCAGGAAUCCCCGAGGAGACCGCGACACCUCGGUCCGAGGCAGAAAGGCCAUUGCCGCCGGCUGCGGGUUGCCGGCCCCACCCUGCCCUCGGCGGCGGGGAGAGACACGCCACGCGCGGGCCGCGGAGUUAAUCUCAGAGAGCCCGGGAGCGAGGGGCGGGGCCGGGCGGGGCCGCGAGCGCGCAGGCGCAGUGCGGGCUUCCUCGCGCCGCCGCCACUGCGGCCGCCGCCGCCGCCCGCGCUGCACCACAAGGCCCGAGACAGACAGGGCCGGGAAGAGCCGGAGACUGAGGAGGAGGCGGAGGCGGCGGCGGAGGCGGGGCGACUCCGGUGACCGGGAGCGCCGCAGACUGGCAGCUGCGGCGACUCCCCCCUUUGUGUCUGGUCUGCGCGGAGCCACUGGAAGUGCUUCCCGGAGGGGUGCGGGGUGUCUCGCCGCCUCGUCGCCCACCCCCCUCCUCAGCCAGCCACCUACCUCCGCCCUCCCGCCGCCCCCCGCCCUCGGCCCGCGACGCCCGAGCUCCGCCCGGAGCCCUGAGCUGCGGGAGAACGAGGCGGCGGCGGCGGCGGCGGCAGCGGCUUCCUCGGGGGCGGGGGUUGUGAUUCGCUCACAGGAGCCAUUGACGGGAGAAGACGAGGCUUUUCUUCGUGGAAUUUACCUCAGGCAAGAUGGAGAGGCCGCAAUAAAAAAGAGAGAAAGAGAGAGCACCUCCCCUCCGCCCGCCGUCUCGGGGAGCUCGGGGCCCUGCCUGCUGACCCUUCCCCUCCCCCGCUUCCUACCGCCCCUCAGCGCACCGGCCGGGCCCUGGCAGAACCUCGCAGGAUUGUUGGGCGAAGGCUCGAAGGCGGUGUGGGUUUGUCCAUGGAGGCAGGCACCUUUUUCGCUCCAGUCGAGGAACGGGGUUUGUUGUUCUCGCAAUCCGAGUGAAGGAAGCACCGAAGCGAAACUUAAGAAGGAAUCCUGCCCUCCCGGAGCCACGGGCGAUGCGACUCGUGCCGCCGGGCGCCGCCGCCGCCCGCCCGGCUUCGCCCUUCGCGGCAGUCGGGAACUUGGUCUGAUCCUCAGCCCCGCCAUCGAAGCCCCCGCCUGCCACCCCCCUGCACCCCGGCUAUGUUUUCUCGCAGACCUGGAUAUUUUUUCGACAUCGUGAAACUAC
This is a messenger RNA of Lutra lutra (Eurasian river otter), 1470 nucleotides long. Its product is annotated as serine/arginine repetitive matrix protein 2-like. The transcript has 4 exons. The record is from RefSeq and is a predicted model, not a curated record. The coding region runs from base 1 to 1464 and encodes 487 amino acids. Lineage: Eukaryota; Metazoa; Chordata; Mammalia; Carnivora; Mustelidae.